CUCAUGUGUGAGUGGGGGUACUUUGUUCAUGCUUGACUGCAUCCUGAGUAGCUGUUGUGAGUGAUGGAGGUGCUCCUGAGGAUGUGGGUUGCUCUGCUCCUGUUAGUUGCUAGUGCUUCUGCACAAAAUACUUCAGUGACUGUGUCAUGUGGUAGCUCACAUCUGCUGAUCACCGUGCCAGUGGACCUGCUUGGGACUGGUGUGCCUGUUAGUGCUGAUGAGCUGACCCUGGGAUCUGGCUGUACUGUGACUGCUGUAGACAGGAAGACACUAAAGCUGGAAUACCCUCUUACUGCAUGUGGGGCUACCAGAAAACUUCUCUCUGACAGCAUCCAUUAUGGAAACCUCCUCUAUUACAUACCUUCAGCCACAAAUGGUGUGAUCCGGGCCAGUCGAUUCUCCCAUUCCAUAGACUGUUUUUACCCUAGGUCCUGGAAUGUCUCGUCACUUGGUCUUCAGCCCACUUGGGUCCCCUUCAGUUCUACUCUGAUGGACAGACAGCACUUGGACUUUGCCCUUGAAGUGUUUGACAGUACCUGGUCACUACCUGUGUCUGAUCCCACUUACUACCUUGGGGAUCUAGUCAAUAUCCAAGCAUCAGUGAAAAAAGGUAGUCAUGUACCUCUGAAGAUCUAUGUGGAUGAAUGUAUUGCCCGACCAAGCAGAGAGUCCUCUGUGAAAUAUGAGGUCAUCACAAACCAUGGGUGCCUUGUAGAUGGGCAGCACAGCAGCUCCCACUUUCUUGCCAGACAAGAUGACUCGAUCCUCCGCUUCCAGUUGGACACAUUCACCUUCACUGGAGCCUCCAACAACCAGAUCUACCUUAUCUGUCACUUGAAGGCAGUGCCCACUGGCUCUGCAGACCCUCACAACAAGGCCUGCUCCUAUGACCACACCACUGCAUCCUGGAAGUCUCAUGAAGGAGGGGAUUGCUCCUGCUGCGCUUCGCUUGCUGGCUGUGGGAGCAGGAGGAGGAGGAGGCGGCAACAGCAGAAGAAAGGCCUCUUUGCGGAAGCAGACCUCAAACUUGGCCCCAUCAGUCUGAAAGAGGAGAUGAAUUUUUCCAUGAUGCAUGGCUUGAGCACUGCUGGGAUGAUGCUUGUUGCUAGCUCUGCUGCAUCGAAGACUUCUCAGUCUGCCAUGUUGCCUCAUAACCAGUUCGUGAAUACGAUUGUGAGGGGGGAAGUAAAAGACUCUGACUCCGACUCCUCCUCUGGGCUGCACCUCCCCUUCUCCACAGCCACUCUGGUCAUAGCUGUUGCCUGUGCCUUCAUCAUACUGGUGUCCAUCCUGGGCUGUUACUGCUCCACUAAACGUUCCCACAGUAGAUACCAUAUGGAGGUCGUUGGUGCUGCUCUGGGGGAGGCUGGUGCUGUAGCCAUGGCUCCUGCAGCCGUUGGGACAUCUGGGGAAUUCAGUGCAACCUCUAAGAAAGCUGGUGGGGUGGUAACUGUGGUGAGUGGGCAACCUACUUCUCUCUGAACAUGCAAUAUUUAACAAAUAAAUAUUGGUGGCAAUAGAAAAA
Molecule: messenger RNA, 1525 nt
Organism: Hemicordylus capensis (graceful crag lizard)
Lineage: Eukaryota; Metazoa; Chordata; Lepidosauria; Squamata; Cordylidae
Gene: OOSP3
Product: oocyte secreted protein family member 3
Exons: 9
Coding region: 64-1482 (472 amino acids)
Biological process (GO): binding of sperm to zona pellucida; positive regulation of acrosome reaction; egg coat formation
Cellular component (GO): extracellular matrix
Molecular function (GO): acrosin binding
Source: RefSeq, a predicted model, not a curated record